GUGUGCCUCAGAGUUCAGUUUAUUCUGAGGUUAACGACUGAAAUUCGGGUUAACAUGUUUGUCUCAAUGCCACAUUCAAUGACAUCUGCCUUGCUUUCUUCCCCACUGGGUGACAAACCCGCCGCCCUACUCUGAAUCUGCCCAGGGUCUCUGGAGCAGCGUCUCGCUGAGUUCCAUAAAUGGUAUUAAUGAGCCACAGCUGACUCCAAACAGCACAAGGAAUAAGGUGCAACGCUGAACUUCAAGUCGACCUACCGGGUACGCUAAAUUAAGUCGCUGUCACUAAAAUGGAGAAGUAUGAAAAGCUAGCUAAGAUCGGAGAAGGCUCUUAUGGCGUUGUGUUCAAGUGCAGAAACAAGUCUUCAGGACAAGUAGUAGCGAUCAAAAAAUUCGUGGAAUCUGAAGAUGAUCCUGUUGUUAGGAAAAUAGCCCUGCGGGAAAUCCGUAUGCUGAAGCAGUUGAAACACCCAAACCUCGUGAACCUCAUCGAGGUGUUCAGAAGAAAGAGAAAGAUGCAUCUAGUUUUUGAGUACUGUGAUCACACGCUGUUAAACGAGCUGGAGAGAAACCCAAACGGAGUUUCUGAUGGAGUGAUCAAAAGUGUGCUAUGGCAAACCCUUCAAGCCCUUAACUUCUGUCACAAGCAUAAUUGUAUUCAUCGGGACGUAAAACCUGAAAACAUCCUAAUAACCAAGCAAGGAAUGAUAAAGAUUUGUGACUUUGGAUUUGCACGAAUUCUAAUUCCAGGAGACGCCUACACAGACUAUGUUGCCACCAGGUGGUACCGAGCCCCUGAACUUCUGGUGGGAGACACGAAGUACGGUUCCUCUGUGGACAUGUGGGCCGUGGGCUGUGUUUUUGCAGAGCUCCUGACGGGUCAGCCACUCUGGCCAGGAAAAUCAGAUGUGGACCAACUUUAUCUGAUCAUCAGGACGUUGGGAAAGCUGAUCCCAAGGCACCAGUCUAUCUUUAAAAGUAACCAGUUUUUCCGUGGCAUCAGCAUACCUGAACCAGAGGACAUGGAGACUCUUGAAGAAAAAUUCUCAAAUGUUCAGCCUGUGGUUUUAAGUUUCAUGAAGGGAUGCCUGAAGAUGAAUCCUGACGAGAGACUGACCUGUGCCCAGCUGCUGGACAGUGCCUACUUUGAUUCUUUUCGAGAGGAUCAAAUGAAAAGAAAAGCCCGCAGUGAGGGCAGAAGCCGACGGCGCCAGCAGAAUCAACUGCUGCCCCUUAUACCUGGAAGCCACAUCUCCCCCACACCUGAUGGAAGAAAACAAGUCGUCCAGUUAAAAUUUGACCAUCUUCCAAACAUUUAGGGAACUCAUUCUUCCCAGCACAUUCUUUUAAUAUGUCUACAUAUGCAUAAGACAGGAAUCCUCGGCGUCUCAAAUGCAGUGAGCUACAUGAACGCGAGGGCACCUCUGAUCACCAUGGGCUUUUUUCCCCUGUGCUUUUUCCAUGCCAGCUCCAUCUCCUAAAACAUUCUCUUUAAACGUUGCAAUGUCAAAAUGGCACAUUCGAAAGAGAUGCUCCCAGUUUCACCAGAGCUGGGCUUCCUUAGGCCAUUGAUACUGUGCAUCUGUGGACUUAACACUUCAACCUAGGGAAAGAUUUCCACAUAGCCGUCUCACUUCAGCUGACCAGUGGCAUCCUGAAGCAGACCCAGAUCUUCUGGCUGCUGUUUGUGGAGGACCUGAGCCCCCUCACUGGACUUUCUUCUCCAUGUAGCCGGGUCUUACUUUAGUCUGCAUUAUGUUGUCGCGGCAUGGCACUCAUGAAAGGUGGUCUAGGUUUACCCCUGACUCCACAGCAGAUGCUCUUCUCCUCCUCGUGAGGAGCUGACAAGUCUGCUUCUAAAACAAGCUGGAGGAAAUGCCAAACAUGACCAGUAGUGGACAGACUACAAGGAACCGACCACCAUACCACAGUAACACCCCGAAUCCCUGGCUGCCCACCCACUCUAAGGCUAUCCUGGCUCACCAUGGUUUCUUUUUCUUUUCUUCUUUUUUAAUCUAUUUGUACAUAUGAGAAAGAGGAAGAGGGGCAAGAGAAACCUCAUGUGUGAAAGUCAAAGGACAAGCAGGAGGCCAGCCUAAGGUACCUAGCAAGGCCUUUCCUCCACAUCUUCUCUCUAAGGUUUUUUGAACCCUAGUCCCUGCUGUCGAUUGUAUAAAAUAUUCCUACAUAUAUUGUUGUCAUUGUUGAAAUAUCUAAAGAUCUUGGUAGAAGUAGAAGUGUUCAAAAUGUUCUUCACGUUGGUAAAUAUCUUACUUAGUAUUUCAUUUCUGAUCUCAUUACAGUUAGAUUAAAACAUCAAAGGAUGAGUAUGUAUUACUCUGCAUCUUAGAAUUAUACCUGUUUUAGCUACAUUAAACCUUGUGAAAGCCUGGGGCCAUAACUGAACCUGUGGGGUUCUUGCCUGUGUACAGGAAACCCUCUGGUUUUGUCUCUAGCAUGGAAUAAAACAGCUAUAGUCACACCUACCUGGAAGUAAAAAUUCAAAGUCACUGUCUUUGACUAUAUAGAGAGUCCAAGGCCAUGCUGGGCUACACCUCUCCAGGCAUGAAGGUCAGUGUUUGUAUCAAGGGGCAGGAAAGGAGAGUCCAAGGUCAAGGCCAGCCAAGGCUGCAUAGUGAGUUGAGGCUCUUCAGCAAAACAAAAGCAAACUAAUAGGAGUUGUUGACGGUAGUCACUGGCCAUUUCUCUAAAUAUCAUCCUGCUGAGGAAGAAGCUUAGUUUAUUUUAGAAUGAACUAAUGUAGAAGCUGGGCUAUUUCAGAUUGUUUGAAAUUGUAGCUAUUGUUAAUUAGCACUUAAUAAUUAGCAUUAUGAUAGUCUAAACUAUUAGAGUUUACUACAAAGAGGUUUUGAUUGAAUUAUAUUAAACAUAUCAUAUUAUGGAUUUUAAAAAUUUAACUUAAGAUGUUUAGGAAAGCUAUAUAAGGAUUAAACAUUUUUGUGACUAUAUUUGUAUAUAUACCUUGAUUGUUCUUUAAAUUAUUUUAAUAAAAGCCAGAAACAUUUCUGUCUCCUAA
Molecule: messenger RNA, 3034 nt
Organism: Mus pahari (shrew mouse)
Lineage: Eukaryota; Metazoa; Chordata; Mammalia; Rodentia; Muridae
Gene: Cdkl4
Product: cyclin dependent kinase like 4
Exons: 10
Coding region: 288-1316 (342 amino acids)
Biological process (GO): protein phosphorylation
Cellular component (GO): nucleus
Molecular function (GO): ATP binding; cyclin-dependent protein serine/threonine kinase activity
Source: RefSeq, a predicted model, not a curated record